Molecule: messenger RNA, 2636 nt
Organism: Micropterus salmoides (largemouth bass)
Lineage: Eukaryota; Metazoa; Chordata; Actinopteri; Centrarchiformes; Centrarchidae
Product: tetraspanin-8-like
Exons: 8
Coding region: 78-758 (226 amino acids)
Cellular component (GO): membrane
Source: RefSeq, a predicted model, not a curated record
GUCUGUGUCUGUUGAAGACAGAGAGUUGUGAGAGAAAGAAGCCGCUGAGGAGGAACGACCAAAGAGAAAUUAAAGCCAUGGCUGUGAAUAAAUGCAUCAAAUACCUUUUAUUCUUCUUCAACCUUCUGUUCUGGCUCAGUGGCUGCAUCAUCCUUGCCGUCUCCAUCUACCUGAGAGUUGGCAACAAAAUAAGCAUGAUCACCGAUGACACUGUUGCUGGCGUCAACCUGAUGAUCGCCAUCGGAGCGAUCAUCAUGGUGCUCGGCUUCCUGGGCUGCUGCGGAGCCAUCAGAGAGAACCGCUGCAUGCUGCUGAUGUUCUUCAUCAGCAUCCUCAUCAUCUUCAUCCUCCUGCUGGCAGCGGGCAUCCUGGGAGCCAUAAAAUCAAAUCAGGUGAAUGAAUGGGUGAAGAGCAAUUUCGAAAAGUUGCUCCCACUUUCAAAUCAACCACCUGAUGUGAAAGCAGAUCUGGAGAGCAUGCAGAAGCAGCUGCAGUGUUGUGGUGUAUUGAAUGGGCCAUCAGACUGGAGUAGCCAGGUUCCCAGCUCCUGCAACUGCAAUGCCACACAGCCAGCAUGUUCAAACGGCGUCUACAGCACGCCCUGCGCUACCCAAAUCACCAAUCUGCUGCAGAAAAACAUGCAGGUGGUGCUGGGAAUUGCCUUCGCCGUCGCCAUCCUGAUGAUUUUCGGCAUGGUCUUCUCCAUGAUUCUCUACUGUCAGAUUGGCAGAAAGGAGGCCACCGUCACCACUGCCUGAACACUCACACAUGGCCACGCCCCCUCGCUGCCUGGCUACAGCCAAUCAGCAGUGCCCAGAUGACCUGCGUAACAUGCAUCAUUUAACCUCAGUGCUACUGUACCUUAACCCGUGCUUUACUGUGAAGGAACACGCUGAUAUUGUGGUUUAAAUUUCAUCUCAUAAAUACAUUAUAUAUGAAUAUGGAGUCUUAUAGUGACAAAAUAGUGGAAAUGUUCAAUAUAUAAAUGUUUUUUGGCUAAAUGCUGCAGAAGUGAAGCGAGGAGGUGUAAAAUUAACCAGUGAUUACAGGAGGGUAAAAUAAAAGUCUUAAAUCGAGUGAAUAAAUUAAAGACAUUUCUUACAUUUAUUUUUGUUGAUAUAAUAAAAGUGAAAAUGAUAUUGUUGUAGGAGUAAAACAAAAAUAAAAAUGUGUCAAAUAUCAGCGUGUUCCUUUAACUGUAUAGAAAUCCUGUGAAAACUAUUACUUUUUACCAACAACUCAUAUCAAAACCAAAGUAUAUAACUAGUUUAACAAAACAUUAGUCUAUGUUGUCGUUUAUACUUUGGGCUCAAGGAACAACAUGUAGGAAUAUUAUUGUCAAUAACACUGUUUAAAUCAGUUAUUAUGUAAAGCUUAUUAUGUAUGGAAACCCAUUACUGCCAAAAUAAUAAAAUCAAUAAAUGUGGGUACGUAUGAUUAAAAUAUUAAAUCCUCAUUCCUGUAAUAAGUUACUAUCUCAUGACAGAUUUAUUCAUAAAUCAUUAUUAAUUCUCAUAAUUAUGACAAAUUCUUAAAUUCUGUUUUACUUACACUCAGAUCUAGACUUUUUAUUAAUGCAGUUUAUUUUGCUGUUUCAUUGUGUAAAUUAUCCUUGUGUUACAUGAAAGAUGCAUCAAAAUUGAAUUAUUAUGAUGAAAUAUUGAUUUAUAGUUCUGAGAUAUCUAAGAAGAAUUGUUUCUGCAAUGCCUUAUUUUUUAUGUUUAGUUUUCUUUUUGGCAGGAAUGGGCUUCCACAGUUUUUUGUCCAAACAUAUACUGCUAUAACUGUCUGUUGCAAUGUCUGCUGCCAUCUUUGGUUACUAUUAAUCCUCAGGAAGAUGAAGUUGUGGUGUGUGCACUUACACUGUUCUAACAUAAGAUAUAAUAACUAUAUUGGCAUUAUAAAACAACCCUUGAAUUUGACGCUGCUGCAUAGAUUUAAUAUCUUAGAUCACAUUGUUAUAUUACUCAGUACUUUGAUUAUUUUACAUUAUACAUAUUUGUAGUGUAGAAGUAGUAAUCUUGUAGAGCAAAACUUGAUUUCUUUUUCUUGUUUCUUUGCACCAAAUCUUGUUACUGUUGCAUUUAUGAAUGCUUUUGUUUUUUUGAAAGGCACUGGUUGAAAUCUGUUAUGCGUUUGUUUUGUAACCUAACUGAAUUUAGUUUGAGAAUGUGUCAUACUAUACAAGAAGUUCUCUAAAAUUUGCUGUUUUAUUUUAGUUUUUGUAGUUUGCUUCCACCAGGGAAAUAAAACUAGACUUGAGAACCCCAUAAUUAUACUAAUAUAAUGGUUAAAUUCAAUUCUAAGAGACAUAAUUUGUCAUACAAAUGGGACGCAUUACAAUUCAUAUUUUCUUACAAGAAGAUGCUUCCGCAUUCUCCAGUAUUUUCCAAAAGAGGGUUUAAUAUCAAAAGAAUAAAUGUACCUUCUUAAGAUGAUUUGUGUGGACCCCUCUGACCCCACCCUACAUGACUCUGACUGAUCUGAAUGCUGUGAUGAAAUGUAACAGAGGAUGUUGUUUGUUCGCUGUCUUGACAGCCUGAUAUUUUCCUGUGCGAGCGUCUGCAGCCUGUUGUUUUAAAUGGUUUUUAUCAUUGCAGCUGUCUAAAUACAAUAAAUGAUGAAGGGAAGCUCUG